Molecule: messenger RNA, 3676 nt
Organism: Bubalus bubalis (water buffalo)
Lineage: Eukaryota; Metazoa; Chordata; Mammalia; Artiodactyla; Bovidae
Gene: ARHGAP17
Product: Rho GTPase activating protein 17
Exons: 20
Coding region: 126-2741 (871 amino acids)
Biological process (GO): regulation of Rac protein signal transduction; regulation of actin cytoskeleton organization; signal transduction
Cellular component (GO): cytosol; intracellular anatomical structure; cytoplasm
Molecular function (GO): protein binding; GTPase activator activity
Source: RefSeq, a predicted model, not a curated record
CGGGGCCGCGGGCCUGGGGAGCAGUGCCGCCGCCGCGCCUCGGCCGGGAAGCGAUGUAGGAGCCGCCAGGCCGUCCCCCGUCCUGCCCGGCCCGAGCCCCGCGGGCCGCCGCCGCCGCCGCCACCAUGAAGAAGCAGUUCAACCGCAUGAAGCAGCUGGCCAACCAGACCGUGGGGAGGGCCGAGAAAACAGAAGUCCUCAGUGAAGAUCUGUUACAGAUUGAGCGGCGCCUGGACACAGUGCGCUCCAUGUGUCACCAUUCCCACAAGCGUCUCAUGGCCUGCUUCCAGGGCCAGCAUGGCACCGACGCAGAGAGGAGACACAAAAAACUCCCUCUGACAGCUCUCGCUCAGAAUAUGCAGGAAGCAUCAACUCAGCUAGAAGACUCUCUCCUGGGGAAGAUGCUGGAGACGUGUGGCGAUGCUGAGAAUCAGCUGGCUCUGGAACUCUCUCAGCACGAAGUCUUUGUCGAGAAGGAGAUUGUGGACCCUCUGUAUGGCAUCGCAGAGGUUGAGAUUCCCAACAUCCAGAAGCAGAGGAAGCAGCUCGCCAAACUGGUGUUAGACUGGGACUCGGUCAGAGCCAGGUGGAACCAGGCUCACAAAUCUUCAGGAACCAACUUUCAGGGGCUUCCAUCAAAAAUAGAUACCCUAAAGGAAGAGAUGGAUGAAGCUGGAAAUAAAGUAGAACAGUGCAAGGAUCAACUUGCAGCAGACAUGUACAACUUUAUGGCCAAAGAAGGGGAGUACGGCAAAUUCUUUAUUACGUUAUUAGAAGCUCAAGCAGAUUACCAUAGAAAAGCAUUAGCAGUCUUAGAAAAGGCCCUUCCCGAGUUGCGAGCCCAUCAAGAUAAGUGGGCGGAGAAGCCCGCCUUUGGGACGCCUUUGGAAGAACACCUGAAGCGGAGUGGCCGCGAGAUCGCGCUGCCCAUCGAGGCCUGCGUGAUGCUCCUGUUGGAGACGGGCAUGAAGGAGGAGGGCCUUUUCCGAAUUGGGGCUGGGGCCUCCAAGUUAAAGAAACUGAAAGCUGCUCUAGACUGUUCUACUUCUCACUUGGAUGAGUUCUACUCUGACCCCCACGCUGUAGCAGGUGCUUUGAAGUCCUAUUUACGGGAGCUGCCUGAACCCUUGAUGACUUUUAAUCUGUAUGAAGAAUGGACACAAGUUGCGAGCAUACAGGAUCAAGACAAAAAACUUCAGGAUUUAUGGAGAACAUGUCAGAAGUUGCCACCACAAAAUUUUGUUAACUUUAGGUAUUUAAUCAAGUUCCUUGCGAAGCUUGCUCAGACCAGCGACAUUAAUAAAAUGACCCCCAGCAACAUUGCAAUCGUGUUAGGCCCUAAUUUGUUAUGGGCCAAAAAUGAAGGAACGCUCGCCGAGAUGGCAGCGGCCACAUCCGUCCACGUGGUUGCAGUCAUCGAACCCAUCAUCCAGCAUGCCAACUGGUUCUUCCCUGAAGAGGUGGAAUUUAACGUGUCAGAAGCGUUCGUACCUCUCACCACCCCAAAUUCCAAUCACUCAUCCCACACUGGAAACGACCCUGUCGACUCGGGGACCCUGGAGAGGAAGCGGCCUGCCAGCAUGGCGGUGAUGGAGGGGGACCUGGUGAAGAAGGAGAGCUUUGGUGUGAAGCUUAUGGACUUCCAGGCCCACCGGCGGGGUGGCACCCUAAAUAGAAAGCACGUAUCCCCUGCUUUCCAGCCACCACUCCCGCCCACAGAUGGCAGCACCUUGGCUCCAGCGGGCCCAGAGCCCCCUCCCCAGAGCUCUAGGGCCGAGAGCAGCACAGGGGGUGGGACUGGCCCCUCCUCUGCAGGCAUUCUGGAGCAGGGGCCCAGCCUGGGCGACAGCAGUCCUCCAAAGCCCAAGGACUCUGCGGCUGCGCCCGCGCCUGGGAGGAACAGCAGUCAGGCGGCCCCCAGCCCAAGCCAGGCCCAAGCGGCUGCCGGCUCCCAUCAGCUCUCUGUGGGCCCUGCACACAACUCCGCCGGCCCGAGCCCUCACACUGUGCGCCGAGCUGUUAAAAAACCUGCUCCAGCACCCCCGAAACCAGGAAACCCGCCUCCCGGCCACCCCGGGGGCCAGAGUUCUCCAGGAACAUCUCAGCACCCACCCAGCCUGUCGCCAAAGCCGUCCACCCGCAGCCCUUCUCCCCCCACCCAGCCUCCGGGCCAGGCCCCGAGCCAGCCCUGCGCCACCUCGCAGCUCUCAGCACCGCGGAGGUACUCCAGCAGCCUGCCUCCGAUCCAAGCCCCCAACCACCCGCCGCCGCAGCCCCCCACGCAGGCCGCAUCGCCGUCGGCGCUCACCAAGCAGGGCAGCCAGGGCCCACCGGCGCCCGGUGAGCCUGGACUCGAGCAGUCGUCCCACACCCCUCCCCAGACUCCAACGCCCCCCAGCACUCCGCCCCUUGGAAAACAGAACCCCGGCCAGGCGGUGAGUAAUCCCGAGACCGCACAGCCACACGCUGGAACCUUACCGAGACCGAGACCAGUACCAAAGCCAAGGAACCGGCCCAACGUGCCCCCGCCCCCUCAUCCUCCCGGCGCACACGCCGCCGGGGACGGCAACCUCAGCAUCGCAGCUCCCACCGCCUCCAAAAUAGUCACAGACGCCAAUUCUAGGGUUUCAGAACCGCUUCGCAGCAUCUUUCCUGAAAUGCAUUCAGACUCAGCCAGCAAAGACCUGCCCGGCCGCAUUCUGUUGGAUAUGGACAAUGAUACAGAAAGCACCGCCCUGUGAAGAAAGCCACACCCCACCCUUGACCCCUUCCACCCUGGCGAGUGGAGCAGGGGCAGGCAGAUGUUGAUCUUCAUAGACCAAACAGUGAGAAGCUUUCAGUGAAGGGGAAAAAGAAAGGCCUCACCAUGCUGGACGUGGCCUUCUCACAGCCCCAGGAGAGAGCAGAGGCUGACACUUAAAGCUGGAUGACCUGUGUCUUGAAGAAGUUGGCUUUCUUUAUAUGGGAAAGAAUCAUGCCAAAAAAUUUUUUUUUCUUUUUUAAAGAGAGAUACCUACAGUGGAAGGUGUAUCCUUGCCGAGACAUGUGUUGGAAGCUUUUGUCCCUGCUGUUCACACAGGCAGCACCAUCGGCAACUUGGAAUGAACAAAGAGCCAUGCAUUAACACUCUAUUUAAUGAAGUACAUCCAUUAUGCUCACCUACUUCCUGCUGCUUGGACUUUGCUUCUCAUCUAUCGCAAGGGAGUUUCCUCUCCUUCAGACAUGCUGCAGAAUCAUUUUGUAUGAAGUAUGGUCUGUGUCUCCCCGACCCCUCAGAACCACGAGCAUUGGGGGUGACUGCUGGAUCUGUCACCUCAGCAAACUGGAUCGCCUUGUGCCUUGUUGGAUUGCCAGAAUGUAGACAGAAAUGUACUGUUCUUUUUUUUUUUUUUUUAAACAAUGUAAUUGCUACUUGAUAAGGACCGAACGUUAUUCUAGUUUCAUGUUUCAUUUGAAUUAAAUAUAUUCUGUGGUUUAUAUGAAAACUAUCAUUCUUGCAGGCAAAACUGUGGAUUGUGUGUGUGCAUGUUGUCAUCUGUCACUUAGCUACAGAGAACUGUGGAUGGGGCACUUCCCUGGCAGUCCAGCAGUUAGGAGUCUGCUCUUCCACUGGAGGAGGCGUGGGUUCCGUCCCUGGUCAGGGAAACUGAGAUCUCACACAUCAAAAAAAUUUUUU